AUGCCCGACUUCCCCGCCCACGCCUCACCAGCGUUCACCCCCGCCGCCUCCCCCCGCCCUCGUCCGCAGGCCCGCGACCGUGGCAUCUCCGACCUCCAUCUGACGAAAGACGAAGACCAGCUCGUACAAGUCCCGCCACCCCUCGUGAGCCCCGCCUUCACACCCCCGCGCACCCCGGAGACCGAAGGUCAGCGCCACGACAGAGCCUCGCACCCGCACAAGCACAGCGUAGGCGGCGAAGCGGAAGUCACGGAGAGAGCGCAAUUCCUCGCCGAACUACCCGAAGUGACGUGCGAAGUGCGCGCGCGCAUCCCAACGACGACGGGGACGGAGAUGUGGUUGCAUUUGUACCAUAAUAACGUGGAUGAUAAGGAGCAUUUGGCUAUUGUGUUCGGGCCGAAUAUUCGGAGUAAGAGUUUGGAUCGCCAGAGGCCGGGGGAGAGUGAAAGGGAUCGCAUGAUUAGGGGGGCGUACACGGGGACGUUGUAUCCCGGGCGCACGAGCAGUAGGAGGGUGGAUGCGAUUAGGCGGGACGCUGGGGUUGGGGAGGAGGGUGCGGGAGUGGGGAUGGAGAAGAAGGAUUUGGGGCCGCCGCUGGUGAGGAUUCAUAGUGAGUGUUACACGGGCGAGACGGUGUGGUCGGCGAGAUGUGAUUGUGGGGAACAGUUGGAUGAGGCGGCGAGGUUGAUGUCGUUGCCUUGGCCUACGCCGUCGAAUACGCCGGGGAGUGCUUCGCCGAGUCAGAGGCCGUUAUUCGACGAUCCGCCUGCUAUGCCUUCGUGUGGAGGCGUUAUUAUCUAUUUGCGCCAGGAAGGUCGUGGGAUUGGUCUGCUCAGUAAACUCAAAGCGUACAACCUCCAGGACCUUGGACACGAUACUAUGGAAGCCAACUUACUCCUUCGACACCCUGGCGACGCGCGGAGCUAUGGACUGGCUACUUCCAUGCUUCUGGAUCUCGGACUUGGCGGCGAUAUGGGUAUCCGAUUACUCACGAACAACCCGGAGAAAGUGCGGGCAGUGGAGGGUCCGGGACGGGAGGUGAAUGUGGUUGAGAGGGUGCCGAUGAUUCCGUUGGCGUGGCGGACAGGCGGCAAGGAGGGCGUGCAUGGGCCGGAGGUGGAGAAGUAUAUCUCGACGAAGAUUGAGAAGUUUAAGCAUAUGUUCAGCAGUGGGUGA
Messenger RNA from Saxophila tyrrhenica, 1176 nucleotides. RefSeq names its product GTP cyclohydrolase II (gene RIB1). The transcript has a single exon. NCBI's taxonomy places the organism in Eukaryota, Fungi, Ascomycota, Dothideomycetes, Mycosphaerellales, Extremaceae. The record is from RefSeq and is a predicted model, not a curated record. Gene Ontology annotation, molecular function: GTP cyclohydrolase II activity. Gene Ontology annotation, biological process: riboflavin biosynthetic process. The coding region runs from base 1 to 1176 and encodes 391 amino acids.